Molecule: messenger RNA, 3665 nt
Organism: Gigantopelta aegis
Lineage: Eukaryota; Metazoa; Mollusca; Gastropoda; Neomphalida; Peltospiridae
Exons: 2
Coding region: 1019-2956 (645 amino acids)
Source: RefSeq, a predicted model, not a curated record
UUAUGUCACUUGAAAAUCCUGGCUUACAACUUAACCAGAACGUUAUAUUGGUCGUGUAACGUGGUGGCGGGGAUAGACAUACAUACUGAUUAACAUUAACUUUUAUGUCUAUGUUAAAAAAAUCGAUAAACGCGUCAAGUGCAGCCGGAAAGAUUAAGUUGCCAUGUUUUCGACCAUUUCGCACUGACAGUUAUUGCAUUUUGAAUUUCUGCUGGAUUUAAUUAGUGCCUCUGGAGUACGGCACUUUGUGUCGAAGGUAUAGAAAUAUUCCAUUCAUCUUGCUUUUAGCGUACAUUUCGCGGGCUAGCAAGCAAAAGCUACUGGUAUUAUCGUAUAGGACGGAUUUUCCUCUCCAGUUUCCUGUGUUGGCGGUCACGUUGCAAGGGAAGACCAGUAGGCAGAGCUGUCGGUAUGUUGCACCUGCUGGCAGAUGAUGGACAGAUUAAUUUAAUAUAUGUGUCGUCUGCCAGUCAUUUUCACGUCUGCCAUUGCCGUCUGCUUCGAUUCGUACAAAUUGUUGCGGCCGAUAUUUGUGUGACUCGCUCGGUUAUUGUUGGAAAUAUCUUACCUUACCCUGUUAAAGCAGCCGUGAACGGACACAUAAAAGGAGUGGUUGCGCUCUGGGCCGUGAUUUGAUUUGAUGGGAAUUUAAUUUUGUGCGUCUUUGUUGAAAGGAAUGCCCGCGUUAAUAUAUUUUCGCCAAUUAGAGACCUGACGUUCGGGGAACAUCAAAGACAUCAGUUCAAAUGAGGACAUUCCCUUUUUUCCCAUUCAUAAUAAUACCAGUGGUCUGAGCUGAUAAAGAUAGCUUCGUUGUGUGCGUGUGUGUCUCCCGCCUCUAUCUAUCUACUAGUAUCUCCCUCUCGUCUGCUUUUCGUAGCAGACGACAGUCAUAGGACUUUUUCGUUAGUGAAAACCUAAACUGCAAAAUAAUGAUGUCAUUAUGUGAGUGCUGUCUUAAGUAUUAUCGCCAGUGGAUUAGUUGUGUCUAGGUUUGGACAGCACGAUUCAGCUCACGAUGACUGACGUGGAGCUGACCCAGAUUCGACCUCUUCCGUCCGAGGGGCAGACGAACAUGGGGUCGUCUCAGACUGGACUCCUCAACAACUCUCUCGGUGAUGGCCGCCAUGCAAACGGAAACAGUCAUUCGCAUCCGGAAACCGAAACUUUUAUCAGCCAGCCUCGCCGACCGAAGACCUGCACACACAUGCUGUGCAAGGAUCGUAAACGGAGACUCAUAGUGAUAGUGUCCAUCAUCGUGGUGGUUGUUCUCAUAGCCUCUGUGUGUGUUGGAAUAUACUCGAGUGUCAACGCAGAGCGAGGACGCUCGUCGUCCGGCGAUGGAAGCGAGUAUACAGUCGUGAUCACAAAUCUGCCGGGAGCUACGUCACAGCCGCUGAAUCCUUACCUAAUCGCGGUGACAAGCUUCAAGUCAUUCCCCGACCCGGGGGACAGUAAGCUGUUCGAGGUGACGUUCGAAAACAGAACGACUCUCACGGUGAACGGUCACAAGACCGGGGACGCGACCGUGUUUUCCUUGUACUCCGUGACUAUCAGGAACGUCAGCGGGGACGAGUGCCAGAUCAGAUUUAAAGGGCAGCAAAGCUUUGCCUCUGUGAUGCUCCCCGAUGGUGCAAUAAUUAACUACGACUGGUCGCACGGAUUCCACGAGAUGGAAAUCAAAAUAUUUUCCUUGCCAAGCGCCAAGACCAACUCGUCCGUUCCCCUAUCGCACGCCGUUUCAGUGGAUCUCGGUCACUAUACAACCAGGUUCUACCGAAUCUCAAAGACAAUAGCAGACGUAUCAAAACGCCCGCCUCUCGGCGACUUCACGCGCGACGUCUGCGCGUCGCGCCUGCCGCUGAAGGUAACAAAAUGCGGCGGGCAGUACCCGUACGAAGGAGCAUUCAUCAGAGGUAUUCUGACGUCAGAACAGGACUACCAUCAGACGACAUCGGCGUUGCCUCUUGAGAAGGACGAGGAUGAAUGUUUUUCCCAGUCCUCGGUUGACAAUACGCCGAAUUUUUACUUGCCUCUGCCCAACACUUUGCGACAAAAGGAAUCGUGGAAAAACACCUUCUGUGCCAGCGGGGCCAAACUGUUUGCCCAGUUGUGUUCAGCCAUUGAUGGCACCGUCCCAGAGAUGGAUGGAGAUAUGUGUUUGGAUGUCUCGAAGAGAGUGCAAUUCAACCACUUCAACAGGCAGCAGGAUAUUUUCAAAAGCUGCUAUUCGGUGUUCCAUUCCUUGCGCCUUAUGUGUUCAUCUCUCGGAUACUCCACGUCAAAAUCAAGAACUGUGAAUCUCAUGGACUUCGGCUGGUCUGAAUCUGAUGCGUUCUACAGCCUGUGCGAAAGCAGUCAGUCACUUCCGAACAGUGUGCCAGCUUCGAAGAUUAACUUGAAUAUUUUCACGUAUUGUCCGUCCGUCCCUCCCGUAGAAUGGUACAGUCAAACAAUAGAUCUGACUCAAAAUCAUUCCAACAGCCUUCAGAGUAUGCUUCAUCUCAACUGUUUCCCAUCACCGGAAGUGACGUAUCUCUACCUCGGACACAAGUUAAGUGGGGUGCGAUCAUCCAGUCCGACUCUGGACCGACUGAAGCACAUAUUUAAGAUCUGUUCUGUGUGCUCCUUCCACGAAACCAUCCAAGUCCAAGUCCUCCUCGACGAAAGCACGUGCCGAAACACGUGCUCUGACAAUGAUCUUCUGGAGAUUGAACCAACGGAAUUCCCGAAGGAGGUUAUGACUUACGACCAACAUCGCAGCGUGUACUGCCACAGUUUCUUAUCUCUGUACGACAACCUUCUUACGCCGGUUGACAAAAAAUGCGUCAGCGAAUGUCGUUCAAAAUUUACCGUGGAAUUCAAGAUGUUCAACUCGAAACAUUUGUACUACCACCAGGUCUUAAUGUGUUUUCACGAAGAAGGUUUAUCGUGUAAAAUGACUUUUGGAAAGUAGUAUAUAAAUUAUGUGGUUAAAUUAUACUUUGUGUAUUAAUUUUUUAAGUUAUUAUUUGUAAAUGUUUUAAACUGUGGAAUAUAAUAUCUUCUUAAAUCUUUUUUUCAUACGCGUAACAUAUGCAAAUCUUUAUUAGCAAGUAUGCUUUAAAACUAGCAGUUGGCUAAUUUGGCUACUGUUAAAUAUGUUAUGUUUAUUAUUCCGGACUAUGCUAUAACAUGUUUAUAGACUGCACUCGGACUCAAACUUAGUUUAAGUAAUUAGAGUCACAUUUAGAAACAAAGUGUAUGUACACGUAGUACGAGUCUUUAAUUAAUUAAGCUUUAAACCAAUACUUUGACACCGAGGCUCGAGUUCAGAUUUACCUUUCAGUGAAGAGCCUAGAAGUUGUGUUUGGGCCUUGGAUUCGAACUUAUAUUUUGGACGGAGUUCGACUACGUUUGGGUCUUGAAUCCAGACUUACAUUCGAGGGUCGGGUCCAGAAGUUAUGUUUGAGUUUGGGACUCCGAGUUCGAGCCUGGUGUCACGACGUGUACUAGAUUCUUGAGCCUCAAGUUUCAGAUGUAUUUGAGGCUGGGGUCCAGACGAUAUGUUUUUAAACCUCGAGUCCAGCUUUCUUUGGGCCUCAGGUCCAGAAUUAUGUUUGAGCCUUCAAAAGUAUGUCUUGAGACUGGAGACCAGUCUAAAUUUCAUAAACAUGGAAUCAGAA